AGAAAAAAAAAAAAAAUGAAAUGUCGUCGUUACUCAAGUGUCUACUUUAUUAGUUAUUAAAUGCAAACAUUUCUUGUUCUCAAAAUAAAGACAUGAAUAUUUAAUAUAAAGUGAAAUCUUAAUGUUGCAAGAGUAUCAUAUAAGAAAAUAGUAACUAAAAUAUAGUACAUGUGGCAGAAGAUCAAAUUAUAACCAUCAUCGACCGAAUAUCAUUGAAGCAAAUCCCCAGGUUCCAUUAUGCUUUCUGAUGAAUCCAGCAGUGAUUCAGAAACAGGUAGAUUCAAAUGUCGAUCUAAGAAUGAAGAUGAACAAAAGAAAAAUACAAGUAAAAAAGAAGAUAACACUAGACCCUCUGAGCGGCAUAGAUCUUCUAUAAAUGAAAGAUAUAGAAGAGAUUUUGAUAAAAAAAGAAAUGAGAGGGAACAUUAUGAUAGACAUGUUCGUGAAAGGCAUAGGCAUUCAAGGUAUUCUCCUGUGAGUAGGAGAAGAAAUUCAAGAGAUAGAAGCCAGGACAGGAGAUCAUAUGAAAGGCAUAGAUAUAGAGAUUCUAGAGGAAGAUCAAAACCCAGAGACCUUAGGAGUAGUAGUAGAGAUAAACAUAGGAAUACUGGGGUUCAGUUUAAAAAAUCUCCUGAUCAUUUACGAGAUUUCAAGGAAGAAAUUCGACGUAACAUUGCAAAAGAUGAAAGAAAAGACAAACACUCUGAUCACUUGGAAAGAAAGAAAAGGGCAGAUUCUAGAGAGAAGGUGUCUUUGUCUCCUGAUCAAAGAGGAAAAAAAUCUGAAGUUUAUCAACCACCUCCUAUGUUAUCUACUAAAAAUAAAAGUGACAGUCCAAUUAUUGUGGAACAUAGUGAUGAAUCUGAAGAUGUUCAGCCUGGUUCAUACUACAGUAUGAUACCUGCCAUAGUUAAAGAAAAAUCUGAAGAAUCUAGUGAGAUUGAUUCAUCUGAUGAUGAGAAACUUAGAGCCAAACUUUUAAACUUAGAAAACGAGCUUCAGAAAACCAGAAAGAAAAAACAUAAGAAGAAACACAAAAGAAAAAGUUCAAAAUGUAGCAAAGAUAAAGAACAAGAGCCAACCACAUCUGUAGAAGUAAGCAGUACAACUGAUAUUCAAGAUGCAAUUCAAAAUCAUAAUAAUAGUCAUCCUGAAACCGCUGAAGUCUCCUCUACACAAAAAAGUAGUCAAAAAGAAAGCUGUGAAGAGGGAGAAAUAUCAAGUGAUGAAGAAACAGAUAACAACUUUGAAAUUGAUCCUAAUGACUUAAGACAUAAACUAAAAAGAUCUGUACGAAAAUCUGUAUUAGGUUCAGAAAAGUCUGCUUCAGGUGUUUGUGGCCCUGCAUUACCACCUCAUUUAAAGAAUCAGUUUGACCCUUCAAUAGAAAUAGAAGGACCAGCUUUACCCCCACACCUUAAAAAGGGGUCCAGAAAUAUAGGACCAUCUAUUCCCGAUAAUAUGCGUAAAGUACUAGCAGAAACUGAUUGUGAAAUAAUAAAAGACGAGAUUUCUGAUGAAGAUGUAGGUAUUGGCCCAUUGCCUGUAGGCUCUGAAGAAAAAUGGUCGGAUGCCCAUAAACGACUUGAAGAGCGGGCAUUGGACAUAAAGAUAAAACAUUUAGAUGGGCAUUCUUUACAAAGUAAUAAAGUGAAAUCUAGAGAGCAAUGGAUGUUGGAACUUCCUGAGGCUAAAGCAAAAUACCUGGGUUUAGAGGCCCGUAGUUUCAGGAGCAAGGAAGGACCUGACAUGUCGGACAGAUCCAGUUGGACUGACACUCCAGAAGAAAAGGCUCGUAAAAUAUAUGGUUUAGCUAAGGAAGAAGAUGCAGACAUUAAACUACAGCAGGAGGCAAAGGCUCGCCAGAUUGCUAACAGAGAUGAGGAACACGAGACAGCUGUCAGGAAACAUAAAAAGAAACACAAGAGAGAAGAGAGUUUAUUAGAAAUACACCAAAAGAAAUUAAAAAAAAAGAAAAAGAAAGAUGAUAAAGAUGAAGGUAAAAAGGAUCGUCGGCCGUUUAGCCGCGAUAUUGAUCUACAAGUAAACCGCUUCGAUGAAGCCCAGAAGAAGUCCAUUAUAAAGAAAGCUCAGGAUUUAAACAACAGAUUCUCUCGAGGAGAAGCAAAGUAUCUAUAAUUAUUAUCUGAUGUUAUAAAAUGAAUUGAGCUAUGAAUUUUGGGAAAAUCUGAAAUCAGUGACAUGACUCCAUUCACUCAGGAAUCUGAUUUUAUAGAAGGAUUCUCAUUUACAAAUUUACAUGGCAACAGGUGGCAUAUGAAUAUAUCGUUAUUUUACGUUUUUGUUACUGCGUAUUCCAUAUAGAAUUACACAGUCGUAAUCAUGUUUCCGUCCGACGUCUUGUUCUUUCUCUUAGCGCGCAGAUGAAAAUGUAGUUCGUUUCAAUAUGUCUUAAUGAAAAAGUGACCAAUUUUGUUGAAAUUAUUACAGAAAUACUCUCUAAAUGAAAUUAUUAACAAAUCGAAACAUUCAAUCAAAAAUUAAUCAAUUAUUUUUUGUAUUACUAUUGGAUAUUAACAGAUUCUCUAAUGGUCGCAUCAGUUAUUAAUUUGUUUACAUUUUCAUAAAAUUUCUAUUAAGUUGACAGACUGUAUCUGGUUAUCGAUACAUUCAUUUACCAGCGGUUGCUGAGUAUGUUUGUUGGUAUCUGAAUGCCAUUGUAAAAAUAUAAAAAUUUUCAUAAAUUUUGUUAGAUAUUAUUUAUAUUCUGAGAAAUGAAAUGUUUGGUAGUAUGUUGAUAUGUAUGUUUCAUAUCAAAAACGGCUUGUGGAAUAUAAAAGCAUUUAAAAUUGUAAACAACCUUUGAAUUAAAUAAAAAUGUGUACGUUGAAAAUAGUAUGCAUUAUAAUACUUUUGCUAAUGUAGUUACAUGUAAUCAACAGUUCAUUGUAAGCGUUCAUACCGAGCCUUACCACAAUGUGGCAAUGUUGCUAAUAUCUAUUUUGAAAAACGAUUGAAAAUUUUUUUUUUUUGUAUAUUUCUGACUGAUUAAUUUAAGAAAAAAAAAUUGCUCUGAUGGAAAGUCGUCACUGUCGUAUAGACGAAAUAAAUAAUUUUACUUUAAAAUUUUUAAACUAUUUCAAAAAUUCCAAAACAAAAUUAUUAAAAAAAAAAAAAUAAAAUAUUGUAAUGUAUAAUUACAAUAUUUUGAUUUUUAUAAGUAUAUUAACUUUUUAGUUCGUUAGUAGAGCAUUUUAUAAAUAAUUAACCAGAAAUAUUGAAAAAUUUUUUUACUUGUUUUUGAAAAUUGAUACAUAAUUCCGACUUUGCCUCACGUCGUCAAGCUUCUAUAUAAACACUUAUACCAGUAAAUAAAGUAUUUAAAUACAGUAACUACAUACUUAAUAGGUUUGGUUUCACCUGUACCCAACUUUAAUACCAACGUAAUGCAAUGUGGUAAGUAUUGUAUAUACCAGAAGUGGUCAAGGCAAAAAAAUACAAUAUUUUGCUAAUGUAGCGGAAUAUAAAUAGCUAGUUACUAUGAAUAAUUUUCAUCUUUAUAUUUUCCAUCUUAAUAAAAUAAAAAAUACUACAGUGCUACAUAAUUGUGUCUGUAUUACAUAUGUUGUUUCAUUUGAGAUUUCAAAAUGUAUGUAAUUGGUAGAUUGAACAGAGUUUCGUCAAUAAACAGUAAAUCUUGAGUCUAGUCAAGUCGGCCAUUCCUGGUAUAUAUACUUACUUAAUAUCGACAAAUACUAUUUUCUUUUAUACCUAAGUAAGUGUGAUUUUAUUGGCAAAAUAUAAACGUAUUUUUACAUCAACUUUUAAUAAUGUACAAAUGAUAUGUAUAGCAUAGUUUGUGUAAAUACAUAUUUCUCGUUUACUUAA
This is a messenger RNA of Galleria mellonella (greater wax moth), 3849 nucleotides long. RefSeq names its product peptidyl-prolyl cis-trans isomerase G. Lineage: Eukaryota; Metazoa; Arthropoda; Insecta; Lepidoptera; Pyralidae. Bases 238 to 2139 code for a protein of 633 amino acids. The transcript is spliced from 6 exons. The record is from RefSeq and is a predicted model, not a curated record.